Pyricularia pennisetigena is the source of this 636-nucleotide messenger RNA. RefSeq lists its product as uncharacterized. Gene Ontology annotation, molecular function: mRNA binding. Gene Ontology annotation, cellular component: exon-exon junction complex; cytoplasm; nucleus. NCBI's taxonomy places the organism in Eukaryota, Fungi, Ascomycota, Sordariomycetes, Magnaporthales, Pyriculariaceae. Gene Ontology annotation, biological process: RNA splicing. The record is from RefSeq and is a predicted model, not a curated record. The transcript has 4 exons. The coding region runs from base 1 to 636 and encodes 211 amino acids.
AUGGCCGACGUUGAGAUGCACGACGGCGAUGCUUCGCCCCGCGCCGAUAGCCCAGAAGCCUCUGGCAACGCGUCCAAGGUCAGCGAUAUGCAGACGCACGCAAAGGCCACGGCAGUGCGCUCAAUAGAGGGUUGGAUCAUCAUGGUGACCAACGUACACGAGGAGGCAGAUGAGGAAGCGAUACAUGACAAGUUUGGAGAGUUUGGCGAGAUCAAGAACCUGCACCUGAACCUCGACCGCAGAAGUGGUUAUGUGAAGGGUUACGCUUUGAUUGAGUACCCCACCCUCGCUGAGGCUCGUGCUGCCAUCGAUGGAGCGCACGAGACCAAGCUGCUCGAUCAGACGGUCUACGUGGACUUUGCGUUUGUUCGGCCGCCGCCGAACAAGAAUGGCGCGGGCGGUCGUGGUACCGGAGGAGGUGGAGACUGCAUUGCAGCCACGCUCGACAUGCUACCAUCGGGCCUAAUUUUGGCAUGCCAGCUUGUCUAUCUGUUCCUUUUCGAGCUAUGGAAGAGAGCGUGUCGACAUGUCAACGCUCAGAGCAAAGUAGCGCUGCUCAAAGGUGCGGUGGCAGAGCCCGAGAUACAUGGACAUGUCGGCAUCCCGUCACGGCCAUCAGCAGGGCCCGUCUACUAG